ACGCAGGGACAAAGAUCAGGGUAUCCACUCGUAAUGGUCCAAAAAAGGUCACCAGGGAAGCAUUUUCUCCCUUCGCAGCAGGACCUGAGGAAGGGGGGAGGGGAGGGGAGGGGAGGGGUCGUAGGGGGAGUCGGGGGGGGUAACGGUGGACGCUCUCGCCUCGCUGCCUCCUUUGUUAGCAGCCUCCCGCCGGGCCUCCUGCAGGACCCCGCGGCAGGGUUAUUACGCCGGCAGGGCCCCGUGCGUGGCGGCCCGGCGGCGGGGCGGGGAGCUGCCGAGGCGCCGCCGGGAAGAAGUUACAGUGCUACGCUACAGUGCGGGAGGACGAGGACGAGGUGGAGGAGGCGGAGGAGGUGGUGGAGGAGGAGGUCGUUGAGGGGGGACAAAGGGGUCGUUAAUUUGGCGCCCCCCAACAUGGUCGACUGUCUGUAAUGUAAUAUUAAUGCACAGGCCAACGUCUCUCUAUUCUGCUCUUUUCGUCUGUAAAACAGUCUCUUUUCAGUUUAGUAUUCGUUCUUUUUCCUCUCAUUGUUAUUUCUCAUAGCCACCCCGCAGUGAGUUCACAAAUAUUCCAAAUCUAUGGACCAAUCUCAAGUGGGGAGGCACUUGAGACCAGCCAAUCAUAUUAAGUGUUUCCGCCUCAGCUAUUGAUUGGUGGGAUUUGACUUUGACGUCGCUCACCGUGUUUUCAUUGGUUGAACCGAACCCAAACUCCGCCCUCGCAGGAAAUUACGCGCGCUCAAUGGCUCGCGAGUCCAAUCGCUCCGCCCCCAGAUGGCAAGAUGUAAAGUUGAGCUUGGUUAGGAAAAUGUCGGAAGGCUCAGAGUGCUCUCCAAUCUCCACUCGCUAUCAAGCCAGUGCUAUCAUAUUACUGGAAGCCAGAUCUAAGCUCAUUUGCUCGUUCUCAUACAGCAUUAACUGUAACGAGCCUUCAGUAAAAACUGUGAGAGCCACGUGCCACAAGACGCCCGCCGCCGCCGCGAGCUGCCUCCUCCGCCGCCGCGGGCACGACACAAGUGAUCGGGUGCCGAGCCCUCGUGAGGACGCACUUUUACCCGUAGUGCCGCCAGUGUAACUCUUGACCUGAAGGUGACUCAAGAGUGCCAUCCAGGCUGUGAUCCAUAUCUUUGGCGCCGAUGAGGAGGUGCGGCGCCCCCUCCCCGCAGGUGUCUCGUCAUCGAUUGGCUCAAGGUGGUGGUGGUGACUCUUGACUCUCACAAUACCGAGGUGGUCGAGGCCGCUUCUUUUGUUACUCACCUCGGGGCCUCUCACCUCAGGGACUCGCCUCGCCUCCUUCACCGUCUCGAGGAGGACUCAGCUCUCGGGCGAGGCUGUUAGCCGCCUGGCUGGCCCUCACCACCCCGGCCGGGCGUGGCGGCGUGCUUGUGGCGGCGGCGGCGGCGGCGCUGACGCGGGGCGGCCAGGCCAGGGGCGUGGAGGCACCGCGGCGAGCUUGUCAUCCCCGUGGGCAGCGCAGAGGCAGGGCGAUCAUGGUGGGGUGUUAGGUCAUGAGUGGAAGCCCCAGGACGAGCCAGCCCUUCUCCGUGACUUCCCUGCUCAGCCCCCUCGACACGCUGGCCUCGACCGUGGACGUAGCCGCAGCAGCAGCAGCCGCAGCAGCAGCAGCAGCAGCAGGGCGGGGCUCGAGUGGCAGCAGCAGCACCAGCAGCGGCGCCCUCGCUGCCUCAGGCAUUUCUGUGUCGGCCUCCGUCAACGACUUCGCCGCCGCCAUGCAGAACCCGUACGGCAUGAGCCCCAUGGCGCACAUGGCGCAGUUCGGCACCCACUCCACCUACCAGUACUGCAACACCGACCUCUCCCACUAUGCCGCGCCCGCCUCGGCCUCCUGGUACGGCACCUCCUCCUCCGACCCCAGAUUUGCAAUCUCUCGCCUCAUGGGUGGCUCCAACAUGAACAUGAACAUGGGCAACGUCACGUCUCUCUCCACGUGCAGCAUGGCGGACAACAAGGCCAUGCAGUUUCCCCUCUCGCAGCGCAGGAAACGUCGGAUUCUCUUCACUCAGGCGCAGGUGUAUGAGUUAGAGCGGCGCUUCAAGCAACAGAAAUACCUGUCCGCACCUGAGAGGGAACACCUGGCGUCCCUCAUCAACCUCACGCCGCAGCAGGUGAAGAUCUGGUUCCAAAAUCACCGGUACAAGAUGAAGCGCGCGGCCAAGGAGAAGGCGAUGUCCGAGCAGACCUCCUCCAACCAGAGCGCCACGUCCCCGCGCCGCAUCUCCGUGCCGGUGUUGGUCAAGGAGGAGAACGCCACCAAGGGUUCGUCGUCGUCGUCGGGUGCCGCCGGGGAGGGCAAGCUCGGCCACCACCGGGACUCCACGUCCUCCUCCUCCAACCUGGGCGGCUCCAACACAUCCAGCCUCCUACCGGCGCACCUCACCUGUGACUCAGCGGGCGCCCUGGACCCCUUUCGCACGCAGGGCUCCGCCACGCCCGUCACCGGCGCCGCCUUCCCUUCCAUGACGCCGCUCCACCACAACGUCAACAACGCCUACCUCCACCACCAGCGAGCGUGGUAAGGCCGGCGCCCCUGCCUCGCCCCCAGCGUGCCGCCUCGGCCAGGGCGCCCCCAGCAGCCAGGCCCAGCGGCACGCCGCCCCACGCCAGGCCGCCCCGGUGCACAACCCCACACACCCACGGCUGACGGGAGGCUGACGCUGCUCCGGAUCUCUCUCUUUCUAUCUCCUCUCUCUCCCUCGUUCUCUCACCUCCCUCCCUUCUCCCCGCCCGAGGAGCGAAGUGCUGCUCCCCGCCGCCGCCCUCCGCCUUGAGGUAAGGCCAAGGUCGGUUGGAAUAUUGAAGCGCCCAGCCAACGAGGCGUCGCCGCUCCCGCUGCUGCUGCUGCCGUCGCCGCCGCCGCCCUCUCCGCCCUUCCGCCGGGUGCCCUCGCCGCCCCUCCGCCCGGUGCCCUCGCCGCCCCUCUGCCCACUGCCCCUCCGCCCCGCCGCCCCGCUGCCCCGCCACACGCCGCGGCCACCAUGCAUUAAUCAGUGUUCUUCGUGUACAGAUAAAACAUAGAAAAGGUCUUACACAAAUAUUUUAUCCGUUUAGGUAAAUAAGAUAAAAAAACGAGAGAGAAGACGUGUGUGUUCAUAACUUGCUUCAUCACCACGAAAAUUACGUUGGAAAAUACGUCGGCAAAGACUCUUGAAAGUAAAACGACUCAUUGGUAUUCCGACGUGGCGCUGCGCCGCCGCUGAAAGUGGAUCACGCGGGGCCCGGCGGGGCGCGGAGGCGGCCAACAAAGGGCAGGUAUUUGCAGUAAUUCGGGGCACCAGUGAACCCGCGGCUCCCGGGACGUAAAACUUUUGUGAUCCGACAUAUUGUGGCGGUGGAGUGAACGUGACUCGCCUCAAAAUAAUCCCUCGUUAUGCAUUCACGCCACACCGGUACAGCGGCCGAGAGUGAUAACAGUGACGUGGCGCGAUGGUCAAGGGUGUUUAUUUUUCUUGGUUUGGCCUUUCAAAGUGCAGGGAAUGUUUCGUGGGCGAGGCGGGCUGUGCUGCUGCUGCUGCUGACCCCUGCCCCUCCUGCUGCCACCGCUGCUGCUACUGUUACUGCUGUUGCUGCCGCUGCCCUCACAAGGGUGGCAGAUACUUGAGGGCGUCCGAGGACUGGGCUGGACGCGGGGUUCUGGCGGUGCUCGGGCUGGGCCGCGGCCUCGCCUGGGGACACUCGCUGCUGUCCGUGUCGUCCGCGGCCGGGGCGGCUCACGGCUCGCGGCCAAGACUAAUGGUCAGGGAAUCGGAAAAUUGUUAGCAGUUUUCCGUCCGUUUUUCCGCGUCGUCCGGCGGGGCAGCGGCUGAGCGGCGCCAAAUCUCCGGCGAAGGACCAUAAGCAGGAAUUUGUCUCCCAUGUGGAGGCGGCUGCGGCGGUGGCGGUGGCGGCGGCGGUGGCGGGGUCGGGCGGCGCUGGUGCUGUCACGGCUAUGUUGUUUUUCCAUGGAGCGCACACCGUCCUCCUCAAGGGCCCUCCAGCCUGAGGGGCGCGUCCCGACCCAAGCGCGCCGGCCCUGGCUUCGGCCCCGCGCCGCGCUCAGCUCGCCUCCCGACGGCUCAUUUACUCCCUCGAGUGUUCAGUAUUACUUGCUAAGCCAUGCUGUGCCGGGAAGACCAAGUGGGCUGCAGCAGCGGCGGGCGGCGGGGGGCGGCGCGGGACUGGGUGGCCGGAGGCCAGCGGGAGGGGAUCGGGACGACACAUACCAUUUGGUUGGUCCAGCCGUAUUGAUCGGCAAAGCUGGACUUCAUAGAGCCACAUCCUGGAAUGUGGGAGAUACAGGGGAAAAAUUAUGAAAAAAGUGUUUCUCUUUCACUGGAACAAAACGGGAGCCGGUGUUUCAGGGCAGCAGGGUACAGCAGGCCCGCCAGCAGCAGCAGGCGCACGCUCUCCCGCCCGCCCCGCCCUCCCUGCCUACCUCCCCGCCUGGCCGCCUCUCCCUCCACGCGGCCGAACAUCAUCGUUACUACAUCAUCAUCACGUCACUAACACGUCCUUACCCCCGGCCGGAGAAGAGGAGGAAGGGGAGGAGGAAGAGGAUGAGGAGGAAAAGGCUGUGUGGGUGUUGGGCGGGGAGGGGUGGGUGGGUGGGCCCUAAACCUUACCACCGCCCAUUAUAAUAACACAGGACAGGCCUCGCCGCCCACCCCGGCAGGAAGAGGCGGGAGGAGGAGGGCGAGGCAGGAGGGAGCACCUUCCACCCACCAUCACCUCCAUCACCUCAUCACCCAUCACCACCUAUCACCUCCAUCACUCACCUUCCAACAUUACCACCAACCACCACCCACACACCACAACCAUCACCUGCACUAAUGAUCAACACCUCCUACCUACCUCUGCCCACAUACCUGUCAUCACCACCACCACCGUCACCACCACCACCACCUACCUGCACCGCCUCCUCCGUGCUAAAGAGUCCCACUGAAAAACUGCUCCGACCAACCUUGUGAGUGAGGGAGAGAAGAGAGAAGAGAGAGAAAGAGAAGUAGAAACAAAGAGAAAGAAAGAUAAACAGUAAUAGAAAAAAAAAGAGAAACAAAGUAAGAAAGAGAAAAAAAGACAAACUGUAAUGAAAAAAAGAGGAAACGGAAAGAGGAAGUUAAAGGAAGCUUCGAAGGGAAUGAUCCGUUCUCAGGAAGGAACUCGACAGUGAACUUGGAGGAAAGAGGAGGAGGAGGAGGAGGAUGGAGAAGAAACUGGAGAAAGGAGGCAUCGAAGGAGCAGUGUGGAGGGAAAGGAGAACAAGAGAAAGCGUCGGAGAAAGUGUCUACAGAAAAGAACGCCGAGGAGGUACAGUGCGGAGCUGGAAAAAAUGGAGGACGAGUGUGGAGGAGGAGGAGGAGGAGGAGGAGGAAGACGACGAGGAGGAGGAGGAGGAGAGAGCUCAGCAUAAUACUCCCGGAGGCCGUGUUAGUGUACAUAGUGUAAAAAUUAUAAAAAAAAACUGGACCUCCUCCGCAAUAGAACUUUUAACGCUUUUUCGACCUGAUUCAGUGUGUCCGUAAAUAAAAAAAAUUAAAAAAGUAAUAACAGUAAUCAUAACGGUAAUAAUAAUACUGCUUAAGAGUAACUAAUAAUUAUGGUUAUUAUAAUGUUAACGAUAAUAAUGGUAAUAAUUAAUAAUAAUAACUUAUUCUGUGUCAUAAUAUAAACUGCUGUGUCGUGUGUGUUUGUGUGUGUGUGUGUGUGUGUGUGUGUGUGUGUGUGUGUGUGUGUGUUGGCGUUAUAUACCUUCCUUUAGUUUUGUAUAGUAAUCCUGCCCCCUCCCCCCCCCCUGUGUCUGGUCCCUGAGAGAGAGAGAGAGAGAGAGAGAGAGAGACGAGAGUAAACGAAACUCACAUAAAAAAAUGACAAAAUUAAUACUUGGAAAAAUCACACCAAGCAAUUUUUUCUUCUUCCCAUCAUCUAAUUUCCCUUCCUUCCUCUUCCUCGCCCCCAUCACUCCUCUACCCUCCCCUCACUUGUCUCCCUUCUCUCCCUUCAUCUCCCUUUUUGUAGCCUUACUGAACCUUUUCCCUCCUCUUCUCCCUUACCCCUUUAAAUUUCCCCUCCCUCUACCCCUCCUCCCUCCACCACCCCCUAUUUUCCCCUCCUUCUCCCCAAAAUGUGUCUACUCGAUAUUGCUUUUCCCUCCCCUUCCUCAUGCUCCCCUUUCUCCCCUACCCCUUUAAAGUUCCCCUCCCUCUACCCCUCCUCCUUUUCCCCUCCUUCCAAAAAUGUGUUGACUCAGUGUUGCUUGUUACAAAUUCACCAGAGAAAAACAAAUGUAAACAACAACGACAACAACAACAACAAUAACAACAAAAAGACAAAAAAAAUGUUGGAAAGUUAAAUUGUAAAGUCGUUUGAUCGUUUUGUGUGAAGGAUAAAGAAAUAAACGACGUAGACAUUAACAACGACAACAACAACAACAACAACAACUACUUGGAACAGAAAAAAAUAUGAAGAAAUAAAUAAAACUUGGAAAAAUGAAAAUGUGUGUGAUUUUUUAAUGUUAUUUUUGGGAUGAAUUAUUAAAAGAAUGUGUUGGAGAGUGAAUCAUUGUGUGUGUGUGUGUGAGAGAGAGAGAGAGAGAGAGAGAGAGAGAGAGAGAGAGAGAGAGAGAGAGAGAGAGAGAGAGAGAGAGAGAGAGAGAGAGAGAGAGAGAAAGGUAAGCUAAGUGACCGGCCACCACACCUCACCUCACCCCACCACCACCACCACCGCUAUAGGGGGGGGUGGGGGGCAGGGAGAAGUAAGGGGGGGGACACAGUAACUCUCCCUCAGGGUAACAGAUGGCGCUGAUGUCGGGCCCAGCACCUGGUUGGUCCUCCCCUAAGGUCUAUAUCCUCCCCCUGCCCCCCCCUCCUCGUUCCCCUCUUUACCCCGCUGUCAACCACUCCCCAGGCCAGACCAAAAGCCCCAUCCUCCCCCCCUGUUAUCUCCCCUUGCUCCCCUGUCCCCUUCCACCCUCCAGUCCCCUUGUCAACUCCCCCAGGGCAGCCCCAGUCCCAUCUCCUUAAAGCCUAUCUAUAAAACCUCCCCUGCUCUCCCCUGUCAAGCACCCCUUCAGCCCCAGCCCCUGUUAACCUCCCCCAGUCAAAACAAUCCCCCCCUCCCUCUCCCCAGCUCAAAAUGAGCCCCUCAGCCUCACCAUGUUUCUAUUCCCCUCACCCCCCGUCCUUAUCUCCCCUUCCCUCCACACACCUCCCCACCCACGUAACCACACCCAUCCCCCUCGCUUGUGUUCUUCCCGUUUUCCUCCACACAAGAGAACAAGAGAUCACGUGACUCUUUUAACGUUUCGCCGCCGCCACCACCACCUCCACAACGUAAGGUUAGUGAGGUGAGGGUCAGAUGUCUCUCCCUCUCGCCCUAUCUCGCUCGUCUCGUUUCGCCUCGCUUGGUUCAUCUCCCAUUAUGGAUUCUCUGUAUUCGUGUUGCUGUGUUCUGCCUCUCACGGGUGUCUGUGGAGGUGGACUGUGGCUAUGGGGGAGAGGGAGGGACAUGGGGGGGUGGAGGAGGAGGUGGAGAGGGCAUGGUGGUGGUGGCGGUGGAGUGGUAAGAAGGUGGGGGUCGGUCUGAAAUCCGUCAGUCCACUUCCUCUGGUCUCCUCUGUGGUCUGACUGUGCUGUGGGGGGGUAGGGGUGCAUUAAGGGUCUGCAUUGUCUGUGGUCUGUGGUCUGUGGCGUGCGGUGGUCUGCUGGUGCGGUUUUGUGCUGUCAAAACCUGUAACCAGUUGUGAUAAACAGGUCUUUGUAUUUUUAUCGAUGGUUUUACAUGUUCAUUAAAGUGUUCAGUGGAAGCUUG
Eriocheir sinensis (Chinese mitten crab) is the source of this 7803-nucleotide messenger RNA. RefSeq names its product homeobox protein Nkx-2.1-like. The record is from RefSeq and is a predicted model, not a curated record. Gene Ontology annotation, biological process: cell differentiation; regulation of transcription by RNA polymerase II. Gene Ontology annotation, cellular component: nucleus. The transcript has 5 exons. Gene Ontology annotation, molecular function: RNA polymerase II cis-regulatory region sequence-specific DNA binding; DNA-binding transcription factor activity, RNA polymerase II-specific. Bases 1509 to 2537 code for a protein of 342 amino acids. NCBI's taxonomy places the organism in Eukaryota, Metazoa, Arthropoda, Malacostraca, Decapoda, Varunidae.